AUGUUAAUGUCUUAUAACAAACAACGCACGAAAAGGGUUAACACUUCUGUGUGUAUACUACAAAAUACUAACUGCUUAAUAACUAAACUAAAAACUGCGCGCGCAACAACAUGGCGCGAAAGCGUUCGUAAAAUCAACCAUAAACUAAAAGGUAAAAGAAAGUCGGUUUAAGGCCGCCACAGCGUCUCGGAGCGGUCAAACGGCGGUAGUGGUCGGAUCGUGCUGCCUGCCCGGAACGGGUGUUACCUAAUCCCGUCUCGAGACUCCGAGUUUGCCCGAGCUGUGUUUUCGUCGCGCCACGCGAUUCCGUGCCAGGGAAUAAGCGAUUAUCUUUUUUUUUCUCCGUCUUGCUGCCUUCCCUUGCCGCGAUAAGAAACGAGCAGGAUGCCGGUCUUCCACACCAAGACUAUCGAGAGUAUUCUCGAGCCCGUGGCUCAGCAGGUUUCGAGACUGGUCAUCUUACACGAAGAAGCUGAAGAUGGAAAUGCAAUGCCAGAUUUGGGACGGCCGGUACAGGCUGUCAGCAUGGCUGUGACCAAUCUUGUGAAAGUUGGAAAGGAAACAAUAAACUCGUCCGACGAUGCUUUGCUUAAGCAAGAUAUGCCAGCGGCACUGCGACGCGUCGAGGGUGCUUCCCGUCUUCUCGAGGAAGCAUCGGCCAUGCUGAAACAGGACCCGUACUCCGGACCUGCCAGGAAAAAGCUUAUUGAAGGAUCACGUGGCAUUUUGCAAGGCACCAGUGCUCUGCUUCUCUGCUUUGACGAGAGCGAAGUGCGAAAGAUCAUACGCGAAUGCAAACGUGUACUGGAUUAUCUGGCGGUUACUGAGGUCAUUGAAACGAUGGAGGACCUAGUGCAUUUCCUUAAGAACCUGAGCCCGUGCCUGAGUAAGGUGUCGAGGGAGGUGAGCGCACGUGAGAAGGAGUUGACUCAUCAAGUACACAGGGAGAUAUUAGUGCGCUGCUUGGACCAAGUCAAGACGCUCGCUCCGAUUCUCAUCUGCUCCAUGAAGAUUUUCAUCCAUAUUAUCUCGCAAGGUGGGAAAGGCGCGGACGAAGCGGCAGAAAAUCGUAAUUACUUAUCUGGGAGAAUGUCCGACGAGCUGAACGAAAUUAUCCGAGUGUUGCAAUUGACAACGUAUGACGAAGAGGAAUGGGACGCCGAUCAGUUGACCGUGCUGAAGAAGGCUCAAAGCGCCAUAGAAUCCAGAAUACGAGCCGCUUACGAUUGGUUGGACGACAGUCUGGCUCUAAGGGGUGGCGUAGGGGAAAAGAGCCUCCGUCAAAUAAUAGAGCAAGCGUCGCGUCUGGCGGAGCAUUACCUGCCGCCGUCGCAGGCUGAGCCCAUGUCCAAGCUGACCUCUCAAAUCAUCACCAUGACCGACGCUCUCUGCGAGCUGCGUCAGAAAGAAAAAGGCAGCACACCUCAAGCGGAACACUUAGCACGCUGUAUUAAAGACAAAUUAAAAGAGCUGCACGGCUCGGUAGUGUCCGCUUUGGUAGCAGCGGACAAAUCGGGAACUGCACAAACGGCACACACAGUUGCGGGUCGGUUAGAGCAAGCGAAUAAGUGGCUUCUGAAUCCGCAGCAUGACGACAAGGGACUCGGUAAAAGGGCUAUAGCUUUAAUAAUACUCGAAGGAAAGAAGAAUGAGCAACCUAUAGCAAAUGUGGCCGAGGGCUUGCCGGGUAUACACAAGGCAGAAAUUUUGCAAUUGUGCGAUGAAGUGGACAAUCUGUCGCACCAGCUCGCCGAUCUCUGCUCGCACGGGCUGGGCAAUACGCCGCGUGCCCAGGAAAUCGCACGGCAAUUAUCGCAAAAACUGUACGAGCUGAAGAACAGAAUACAGCAGGCCGUCGUGUCCCGUGUCGUUGAGGAUUUCAUCGACAUCACUACACCUCUCAAACAGUUCACGGAUGCCGUUUUGGCACCUGCGGGCACACCCGGCCGCGAUCAAAAUUUCAACGAUAAGACGAGCGCGCUGCAGACUUUUUCGACCAGAGCAGCGAAGACAGCAAGGAUGGUCGCAGCCGGCGGAAGUGGCGGAAACAAGAAAUUAGCUGAAGCAUUAACCGCAAGUGCCUCGCAAGUGGAAUCUCUGACGCCGCAGCUGGUCAACGCCGGGCGAAUCCGCAUGACUUAUCCGGACAGCAAAGCCGCGGACGAGCACUUUGAAAAUCUGCGGCAGCAGUACGCGGAGACGAUGCAAAGGGCGCGCGCACUCUGCGACGAGGCGACCGACAGCGGUGAUUUCAUCAGGAUCUCUGAGGAGCAGAUGCAGAAACAUUCGUUUCUUUGUGAGGACGCCAUCGCCAAGGCCUUGCCGCAGAGGAUGGUCGACAACACGGCGGCCAUCGCUCGUCUCGCGAAUCGAGUUAUACUCGUGGCAAAGCAGGAAAGCGAUAAUAGCGAAGAUCCUGCCUUCAUACAAAGAGUAAAUCACGCGACCAAUGUCCUGCAAAAUAGCGUUGCUCCGAUGGUUCAGGAUGCGAAAUUAGUGGCAAUGAACAUCGGCGAUAAUACUGCGGUGUCGCGCUGGAGGGAAAGCAACCGCGCGUUGCUGAACAAUGUAGGACAAGUUCGUAAAGCUAUUGUAACUCAGCCAGACUUGGUACCUCCUCUGGAAAUGUCGCGGUUACGCAUUCAUGACGAUGAACAAAUUCCAAUCCGACUUACUUACUCCAAAGAUAAAGAUAAAGCUAAAGUGGAAACUCCUGAUCUUUUCGAUCAAGAACUGCCCUCUGACAACGAGAUAGAAAAAUCGAUUCAUGAUGGAGAUUAUUACGAUUACAAUAUAGACGAUGAAGUGGCACCUCCUCGUCCACCAUUGCCGGGAGGUGACAUUCCACCUCCAAGGCCUCCUCCUCCCGAGACAGACGACGAAGAGGAGAUGUUUAUGCACGCUCCUCAACCCAAUCAACCAAUCAUGAUGGCCGCUCAUGGUUUGCAUCAAGAAGUACGACAGUGGUCUAGUAAGGAUAACGAGAUCAUUGCCGCUGCGAAGAAGAUGGCCAUACUAAUGGGCAGACUGUCAGGACUGGUUAGAGGUGAGGGCGGUAACAAAAGGGAUCUUAUUGCGUGUGCCAAGGCUAUCGCGGAAGCUUCGCAGGAGGUCACACGUCUCGCUAAGGAGCUUGCUAGGGAAUGUACCGAUAAACGUAUUCGAACGAACCUCCUUCAAGUGUGCGAGCGGAUUCCCACGAUUGGUACACAGUUGAAGAUUCUGUCCACCGUAAAAGCCACCAUGCUCGGAGCUCAAGAGACACUCCCGACCUGGGAAGAGCUGAUGCUUUAUGGUACGGAAGAGGAUCGAGAAGCUACGGACAUGCUUGUCGGAAAUGCUCAGAAUCUCAUGCAAAGUGUAAAGGAAACGGUGCGUGCCGCAGAAUGCGCUAGCAUAAAGAUUCGUACCGCUUCCGGUAUGAAGCUGCGCUGGGUGCGUCGUCAGCCAUGGUAUCAAUAUUAAAUGGUAACCCGAGGAAAGUACAGUCUCAAGGAAAACGUGCAAGAUUUUGCUUGGUGUUCAUGUAUACAUACAUCAGUAGACAUUUUUCCAUAAUAUUAGAAGUAUAUUAACCGUAUAUAUUUUUAUUGCAAUUACUAAUCAUAACGCCUGAUAAAUUUACGAAUUAAUUUAUAUUUAACGAUCUAUUUUCUGUUUAUUUGAUAAUUCAUAGAACAGAUUAUUUAUGGAAAUAUUUCUACAAAGAAGAGAAAGUAGUUUGACGUGUAUUUUAAAACGCACAAUUUUCAUAGGCAGCAAUCUCAAUAUCUUCCUUUUAUCAUUGUUUAUUAUAUGAUUUUUGUAUUCAAUUAAUUUAUUAUGCUUCUUUUUAUCUGAUAUUUUAUUAAAAAACCCAGCAUGUUAUAAAAUUAACUGAUUAUAAGCGUAGUAUAUAUUGAAGAUUAAUUCUCAAUUCCUUAUUUCGCAAAAUAUAACGUCUUAUUUAUAAUUUGUAUGUAACACACACCUAUAGUAAGAAUGAUAGUACCUUAACAAUAGUAAUAAUAUAUAUAAUAAUGAUAAAAAUAUAUAACAAUAGCGCAAUAUAAUAUAUAUAUAUAUUUUCAUCCGUUUUUCUAGCCAAAUUGAGAUACUAUACAACUCCAAAUCUUUAUAAAAGUUUUUGAUAAAAUUAAACGUGAUAAAAUUUGCGAAAACUACAUUUGUCUACCAGUAAAACAUUUCUAUCUUUCGUGUAGCGGAUAUUACUACAUGGGAUUGGAAUGUUAUAUUUUUACAAGAUGGACACGUAUAUAAUCACGUUCGAAAUUGCUGUACCAAUGUAUUAAACGGCUGUUUUGUAUGUAUGUAGUGGAGAGUUGUCUAAGUUUAUUAUCUGAAUCUGUGAUAUCUAUUAAAAUAUUGAAAGUACAUUCAGAAACAGGACAUUGUACGAGGAUCAUGUGGUAAACAUUUUUAUUUUAUUAUAUCUUAUUAAUUGAAAACACAAACCGUCAACAGAAUAUUCUUGCUUUUAAAAUUAUUAGACAUUUCAGAUUGUAAACUUAGAUAUCAACUUCAUUAAUAUAUAAGAAAUCUAUUUUUAUAAUUUUACGCAGCGAUAGGAGUAUCAAUUUCAACAUUGGCUUUGUGUUCUCAUAUUAUACUUUUCAAGUGGUGCUAAUCCGUGCAAUAUUCAUUUAUAUUAAGCAAUAUUGCUAUGUAAUGGAAACUGCUGAAGUUAUAUGCCGGCAAUAGGUUCUUUAAUAUGUAUCACGUAGAUCGAUUACUGAUGAUGACGAUGGAAUGUUAUGACACGUAUUGAUUCUCACUGACAGAGAUAACGAUGUAUUUCGGGACACUUUUAUGUAACCACCUUUAUAAUAAAAAUAACAUUUAUUGUUU
Molecule: messenger RNA, 4848 nt
Organism: Ooceraea biroi (clonal raider ant)
Lineage: Eukaryota; Metazoa; Arthropoda; Insecta; Hymenoptera; Formicidae
Gene: Vinc
Product: vinculin
Biological process (GO): cell adhesion
Cellular component (GO): actin cytoskeleton
Molecular function (GO): actin filament binding; structural molecule activity
Source: RefSeq, a predicted model, not a curated record